Sparassis crispa is the source of this 2700-nucleotide messenger RNA. RefSeq lists its product as hypothetical. Gene Ontology annotation, molecular function: clathrin binding. The transcript has 3 exons. Gene Ontology annotation, biological process: clathrin-dependent endocytosis; clathrin coat disassembly. The record is from RefSeq and is a predicted model, not a curated record. Lineage: Eukaryota; Fungi; Basidiomycota; Agaricomycetes; Polyporales; Sparassidaceae. The coding region runs from base 1 to 2700 and encodes 899 amino acids. Gene Ontology annotation, cellular component: vesicle; cytoplasm; intracellular membrane-bounded organelle.
AUGGCAGACUCCUUCGCCGACCUCUGGAACUCGACUGCCCCGACGAAACCGCCAGAACCACCACGCAAGCUCGGUUCCCUCACUCCUAUUGUAUCUUCCGCCCGCCCACCGCAGAAUGACGUAUUUUCUAUGCUCGCGUCGGCGAGCCCUUCUACAAGGAACUCGCGAUCGAACACGCCCUCUGCCACUGGACCGCUGCAGUCCACGAGAUCCCUGGGAACGUCCAGCCCGGCAAUCCCAAAACCGGUGCAGAAGUCAACGAGUGCUGGCGGAGAUGCCUUCAGCAGUUUACUCGCAGGACCGUUCGCAUCGAGUUCGACCAGUGCGAAUAUGACUAUCGCAGAGCGGGCGGCGAAGGCCGAGAGGGAGAGGAAGGAACAGUCGCACGGAGCGCAGACGGUUAGCAAGCACCAGGUAGCUGCAUGGGCUGGGCUUGACUCCCUUGGAACUACAUCCUUCGGUGCGAAGUCUUCUUCUGCGACUGCUCUUGUUAAAAUCCAGGACGACGAGUGGGAUUUCGUAUCAGCACCCUCAAAGACGCAGUCCGUUGCUGAACCUCCACCACCGGCGGAUGUCGACUUGUUCGAUGAGUUCCUUUCGCAGCCCGCUCCGCUGAGGCCUGCUCCUUCACAAGCGCCCCAAUCGAUCUUGGAUUUGGACGAGUUCACCUCACCAUCCGUACUGUCGAAUUUCCGACAUUCGCCCGAGCGGCCCACGUCACGAAUUAACUCUCCAGGAGAUUUUGAUUUCGGCGACCGGGAGGAUGCGUUACUUGACGAUGAUUCAAACGACGAAGACGAUAUCCUGGGCGCUCUCAGCAAACCAGUUGACGCACGCGCACAACCACCUGCACGUUCCGUGCAAGAUACGCCGCAAUCUUCACAAGUAUCAACAUCUGGUCAACGUUCUCGUGCUGUAUCUCCGCCUCCACAUAUCGUCGGACAGAUAGUUGAGAUGGGGUUUUCGCCGGAACAAGCUCGAAUCGCGCUCGCCGCCACCGACACUGGAUUAGAUGUUCAAACUGCACUGGAGUCAUUGCUAGCAGCAGCAUCGAAUAAUGGAACGCAGACACCAUCUAGAGAGGCACCACGAGGAAACGCGCCGCGGCGACGGCGAGAGCGUUACGAGGAGUCAGACGAAGAUGAACACGACGAGGACUCUUCUCUUCGCCGCCGCCAGGCCCCAUCUAAGCGUGGCGGUCCUGCGCGUCCCCCGCGCGAACCACCGGCGCGUGACGGGCCCUCGUCGAGCCCUGCUGGGGCCAGUCAGCACAACCUGCAGGAGCAGGCAGACAAGCUCUUAGCCCAGGCCAGCGAGAUCGGGCUGAAUGUGUUCAAUCGCGCAAACGCAUUCUGGAAGGAAGGGAGGGAGAAGGUACAGCGCGCAUACGAAGAGCGUGCGGCUGCCGCAGCCUCAGCCAAGGCGCCCACCGCGGACAAGGCGAGGAACGCGAGGCCGAAGUGGAUGCAAGAUGUCCCCGAGCACGCGCACGUCGAAGGGAUCCGGCAUGACUGCGUUGAGUUCUCGGACGAGCCUGAAGUAUUGCCGCCAGGGCCUUCUAGUCAGACUCGUCCGAGGAAGUUGACGAACCACGCGCGUCCUGCGGCCGCUCCGGCUGCGAUGACGACGAAUCUGCUUUCCGAAGAUGCUCCUGCGAUGUAUGUCUCCCCGUUCCGCCGAAGGAUCCCGGCGCAAGUCCCGUCUACUCCUCCCGUCCGCCCACCAUCCCCUGUGAAACUUAUUCAACGGAAGGCUAUCUCGGCAUCGCCUACAGCCAUCGCAGCAUCUGCGAAGCACAAGGCUGCUGGAACCGAGAUGUUCAAGCUUGGGAGGUACGUGGAGGCAGAGACAUCUUACUCUGCUGCUAUUGCUGCUCUACCAGAGUCGCACUUGCUGCUUAUCCCGCUGUAUAACAACCGUGCGCUUACACGCAUCAAGACCGGCGAACACACUGGUGCAAUAGAAGAUUGUACCAAUGUUAUCAGCAUAAUUGGGCUGAAUUAUCAUCCUGCACGGGAGGAGAAGGUGACGAAGGAGGACGAAGGAGCCGGAAUUGAUCUGGCCGAUGGCCUUAUGAAAGCCUUUCGCCGGCGCGCCGAGGCGUAUGAAGGCAAGGAGAAGUGGGAUCUUGCGCGGCAGGAUUGGGAGACCAUCGCUGCGGCUGAGUGGGCUGCAAAGACGCGCGGAGAAGCAGUGAGAGGUGCCGGGCGCUGUCGAAGGAUGCUUAGUGCGGAUGUCGAUACGCUUGCCCCCACUUUAUCUGCGCCAGCUUCACGUCCACCCUCGCAGCCGAAGCGAAAACCAAAGCCGCAGCCUGUCCAACGUCGGCCGACCCCUACUUCCGAGGCUCUGAAUAGGGUGCGCGCGGCUAAUCAGGCUGCGGAGGCGGAGGAUCAGCAACGGUACGAGCUGAAGGAUGUUGUUGAUAGUCGGUUGGCGGCGUGGAAGAACGGGAAGGAAUUGAACAUUCGUGCACUCAUUGCCAGCCUGGAUACGGUCCUUUGGCCAGACCUGGGGUGGCAGAAAGUCGGGAUGCAUGAACUGGUCACGCCUUCGCAGGUGAAGAUACGGUACACAAAAGCCAUUGCAAAGUUACACCCUGACAAGCUCAGCGUGAACAAUACUACCCUGGAGCAACGGAUGAUCGCGAACGGAGUGUUUGGCUCGCUCAAUGACGCAUGGAAUGCUUUCAAACAGUAG